AUGGAGAAGUAUAAAAGAGUGCAGGGGCGUGCGCCGCCGCCAGGGGGCGCAAAGGAGGCUGUGGCGGUGCCCAUGGCAAACCUAGAAGGUCUUCGUGGGGGCUUCUUCCUGGGCCUGCUGCUGUGGCUCCAGCUGGCUCAGCCCGUGCUCAGUGAGGCCCUGGGCCAGGAAGAGGAGGAGGAGGAGGAGGAGGAGGAGGAGGCCGAGGCCGAGGGGGCUCUCCUGUCUUCCUCGCUGGGCUGUUCUUCUGCAGGUGUGGGUUACCAAGCCAAGGAGGCUUCUGGGAUGACCGUGCUGAGCCCAGAGCCCCCGGGGCCUCUGGCACCACGGAAAUCCCUGAGGAUCCCGGAAGUCACUGCAGCUCUGGGGUCUCCAGUGCCGGCUGGGCCUGCGGGACCCCGGGUCAGAACCAUGAAGAUAGUGGGUGGAGCACCGGCCCCGGAGAGGAGGUGGCCCUGGCAGGUGAGCCUGCAGUCAAAGGGUAACCACGUAUGCGGAGGCUCCCUCAUCUCCAGCCGGUGGGUCCUCACUGCCGCCCACUGCAUACUAGGUUAUGAGGACUACACGGUGAAGCUGGGAGACCACAGGUUGCGCCCUCCAUCCACAAAUUCAGUCAUGGUUCCUGUUCGGGACAUUGUUAUCCAUCAAGAAUUUAACUCAAAUUCGAUGAGUCAUGACCUCGCGCUUGCGCUGCUGGCCUUCUCUGUGAAUUUCACCUUGUACAUCCAGCCUGUGUGCUUACCUGAGAAGCUGGUGGAAGUGGAUAGCGGGACAGCGUGCUGGGUCACUGGAUGGGGACGACUGGCACCAAACUUGUCGAUACCAUCACCAGUGGAGCUUCAGGAGGUGGAGCAAGACAUUAUUCCCUAUAACAUCUGUAAUGCGCAGUUCCAGAAGGAAUUAGGAUCGUUGAGCAACAUAGUGCGAAAAGGGAUGAUCUGUGGCUACCGACACAAGGGCAAGAGUCCAUGCUGGGAAACACAGGUGGGGCCGGGUAGGCGCGUGCAGGGCGACCUUGCAGAGCAGCGGCUGCCUUAG
Molecule: messenger RNA, 1038 nt
Organism: Lepus europaeus (European hare)
Lineage: Eukaryota; Metazoa; Chordata; Mammalia; Lagomorpha; Leporidae
Product: serine protease 44-like
Exons: 7
Coding region: 1-1038 (345 amino acids)
Biological process (GO): proteolysis
Molecular function (GO): serine-type endopeptidase activity
Source: RefSeq, a predicted model, not a curated record